UAGAAAGAUCGUCGUAACUGAUUUAAUUAAGCUAAAUAUUAACCUUAACUUAAGAAACCCUAUUAAUAUAAAAACGUUUUUAUCAGGUGUGGUUAUGUGUGAAAAUAAAAAUAUGGUCUUUGAUUGAGAUAAGCUUAUGAAUUAUAAUGUUUAACUUACAAACCUACACAAAAUAGGUUUGAUCGUACUGCUAUUGUGGUAGGAUUUACACAUACAAUCUACUAAGUCCGGUGUGUUAAGUGUGAAUUAAAUAUUUUUUAUAACUUAUACGUCCUAACAAUGUAAUAAUAAUAAUGUGGUUUAGAUUUCUUAAGUCUUUUCCACCAUCCCUUGCGACACAUACAGCUGGCGUUGUUGACGUUAGAUUACGGUUUACAUUUGUUUCCCUGUAUCAAUGUAGGCCUAUAUCAGAAAUAAUACGGCCAAGAGAGCGUACAGAAAAUUUUUAUUUUAGUUAUAUAUUGCAAAAAAGAAUGGGAGCAUCAUUGUCCAGAAAAAAGGAAUGGUCACCAGGUGAUGAUAACAGUGCUAGAAGUAAUGUGACUUCCAAAUCUAAAAGUGAGCAGUCAAAUGACUUGGUGGAAAGAGUGGUUUGUGCCAUAGAUGACUUGAAAGAUGGAGAAAUGAAGGUUUUUGAGCUCGACAAAGAUGGAAGUGUUCUUUUGGUCAAGGAAGGUGGAAACUUUACAGCAGUUGGCACAAAAUGUACUCAUUAUGGAGCUCCUCUGGUUAAAGGAGUUCUGUGUGAAGGUAUGAUUCGAUGUCCGUGGCAUGGGGCAUGCUUCAGUGCUCGUACUGGUGACAUUGAGGACUUUCCAGGUUUAGACAGCCUUCCAACAUACAAGGUGAGAAGUGGAGCUGGUCAAGCUUGCAUUGAAACUCUAAGACAAGAGGGGUUUAGAGGACGUUUGAUUUUGGUUACAAAAGAAAAACACACUCCAUAUGAUAGGCCCAAACUGAGCAAGGUAUUAAAUGCUCAAGCUGAAGACCUCCUGUUGAGGAACCAAGACUGGUAUAAGGAUGCAGAUGUGGAAGUACAAUAUGAGAAGGAGGUUACUGCCAUAGAUGGAGAGAAAAAAGUAAUUUCUUGUAAAGAUGGUAGCAUUAUCAACUAUGAUAGUUUGAUGAUAGCUACAGGUGGAAGACCAAGGAUACUGGAUGUUCCAGGGAAAAACCUUGCAUUCAUAUGUCAGUUGAGAACACCAGAAGAAGCUAACUAUAUAUCAGAGAAUUCCAAAGGGAAGAAAGUAGUUAUUGUAGGAAACUCCUUUAUUGGUAUGGAAGGAGCAGCUUACCUAGCAGGCAAGGCCCAUUCUGUAACUGUUGUUGGACGAACUGAAAUUCCAUUCCUUCCAGUCCUAGGAGAGCUAGUGGGGGGACGUCUUAUGAAAUUGUUUCAAGAAAAUGGCAUCAAGUUUGUUACAGCUAGUGGUGUGUCUCAUUUCAAUGGAAAAGAUGGAAACCUUUGUGAGGUAGUGUUUACUGAUAAUCAGUGUCUUCCAGCUGACCUCUGCAUUUUAGGAAUUGGAGUGACACCGUCUACUGACUUUUUGAAAGAUUCUGGAAUUAAGGUCAACGAACAAGGCCAGAUUAUUGUAGACAAAUAUAUGCAAACCAACAAGGAAGGAGUAUUUGCUGCUGGUGAUAUUGUGAACUUCCCCCUGAGUGUACUUGAAAACCAAGAAGUGAAUAUUGGUCACUGGCAAAUUGCUCAUGUCCAUGGUCGGACAGCAGCAUUAAAUCUACUAGGAAAAAAACAAGAGUUACACACUGUUCCAUUCUUCUGGUGUAUGGUGUUUGGAAAAAGUAUUCGGUAUGCAGGCUAUGGGGCAGGAUUUGAUGAUGUGAUCAUCGAUGGAAGUCUUGAUGAUCUUCAAUUUGUUGCUUACUACACCAGAGAAACAUCUGUAGUUGCUGUGGCAACAGUGGGUAAGGAUCCUGUCGCUUCUCAGUUUGCAGCUUACUUGUAUAGUGGGAAGACUCUUACUAAAUGUGAAAUCAUGAAUGAUCCCAAGGCCUGGUUAAUGAAGGUGCCACCUGGUGGCAUAUAUUAAGUUCUGUUUACCUUAACAACUUCACUGUUGUAAUGAUAGCAUUAAGAAUAAAAGAAGUCUCAAAUCUCUUAAUGUCGUAACUGCAUAUAUUUAAUUUUAUGGAUGCAUUGAGUUUGAAAUACUUUGUUUAUUUAGGUGAAGGGUUUUGGUUUUGGUGAAACUAACUAAAAAAACUUUAAUGUUGUAAAGCAUUAAGUUUUCUAAAAACCAAAGGUUUGAAGAGUUAUUACACUGUGAUAAUUUGUUUCACUUAAGGAAGAAUAUUUUGUGUUUAUCUGGUUUCCAGAGUAGUUUAUUAAUAUUUUUUCUGUAUCAACCACAUUUAAAAUGUUAUUUUUAAAGUAAAUUAAUUUCUUACUUACUCUAGCUCAUCAAAAAUAUUUUCUAUUGAUCAAAAAAUAUUUGGUUUUCUAUUAAUUUAGGGAAAAUACUUUCUGUUGUAAAGAAUUAUACUUAACUCUUUGUUUUCUUAUCAUGCUAAGAAGAAAGAUGUAAAGGAUUUUGUGAAUCUUUAAGUAUGAACAUUAUGUUGAGUUUAUCAAUUUGAGACACAACAACUCGGAUAAAUGUUUCUCAUUAGUUACUAACAGCAAUUGUUUUAUGUUAUAUGAGUUAAGCUGAGAAUUGUGAUUCAGAUAUGCAUAGAUUUUUUAUGUAAUCAAUAUACAUAUUAAAUAUUUUGCAUACAAAUCUGUUGACUUGUAUUUGAUGCUUCAUGCUUAGGUUGUCUUAUAAUAUGCAGUACAUUCUAUAUUUAUAACUACAGGUAUUUUCUUUUAUUUUCUUAUUUAUUUUUGUCAAAUAAAAUAACGAACUUUUUCAGAUGUCUUCAAAGUUUUUCAGAAGACAGAGAAUUAAACUCUUCAUUAAAAUUAUUAAGCUGUAUAGAUAGGUAUAGCUCUAUUAUCAUUUAGAAAUUAUAAUUCAUUGAAUAUCAAAUUUGUUUAUUGAAUAUGUUUCUAGAUUACUAUAAAUCACUACUGAAUAGAACAAAACGAUUGUGAGCUUUUACUGUUGGUGUUUAUAUCAUUUUGGUUAAAAUAAACACAAUUAGUUAAUUAGUGACUAUGAUAAUUGA
This is a messenger RNA of Limulus polyphemus (Atlantic horseshoe crab), 3132 nucleotides long. RefSeq names its product apoptosis-inducing factor 3-like. NCBI's taxonomy places the organism in Eukaryota, Metazoa, Arthropoda, Merostomata, Xiphosura, Limulidae. Gene Ontology annotation, cellular component: cytoplasm. The coding region runs from base 294 to 2054 and encodes 586 amino acids. The transcript is spliced from 17 exons. The record is from RefSeq and is a predicted model, not a curated record. Gene Ontology annotation, molecular function: 2 iron, 2 sulfur cluster binding; oxidoreductase activity, acting on NAD(P)H; flavin adenine dinucleotide binding.